This is a messenger RNA of Telopea speciosissima, 1449 nucleotides long. Its product is annotated as protein LOW PSII ACCUMULATION 1, chloroplastic. The record is from RefSeq and is a predicted model, not a curated record. The transcript is spliced from 9 exons. Gene Ontology annotation, biological process: photosystem II oxygen evolving complex assembly. Lineage: Eukaryota; Viridiplantae; Streptophyta; Magnoliopsida; Proteales; Proteaceae. Gene Ontology annotation, molecular function: protein binding. The coding region runs from base 43 to 1350 and encodes 435 amino acids. Gene Ontology annotation, cellular component: chloroplast.
UGCUCUAUUCAGAUAACGAGCUUACUCAGUCGACCCUUAUCGAUGGCCGUUGCUGCUAUUGCAUCGAAGCAGCACUUGCUUUACUUUUCGAAGCCAACGACAUGGCUUCCCAACAAAACCCAUCUGAAAUCCGUAAAGGGUGGCCGUGUGUCAUUCAUCUCCUGUUCUUUGCCGCCGUCGUCGUCCCCGGAAGCUAAGACAGGGACUACUGCAGAGUCGUGUGUCAACUUGGGUCUCUCCCUCUUCUCGAAAGGACGGGUAAAGGAUGCUCUUGCCCAGUUUGAAACAGCACUUGAUUUAGAUCCAAACCCAAUGGAAGCUCAAGCUGCCCUUUAUAACAAGGCCUGCUGUCAUGCCUACCGAGGGGAUGGAAAGAAAGCUGCAGAUUGUUUGCGUACUGCAUUACGAGAAUACAACCUCAAAUUCGGAACCAUUCUCAAUGAUCCAGACUUGGCUUCCUUCAGAGCUUUGCCUGAAUUUAAAGAAAUGCAAGAGGAGGCUAGGCUGGGUGGCGAAGACAUUGGUUACAGUUUCAGGAGAGACCUCAAACUCAUUAGUGAAGUCCAAGCACCAUUUCGUGGGGUUCGCAGAUUCUUCUAUUUGGCAUUUGCUGCAGCAGCAGGGAUUUCAACCUUCUUUACUGUACCAAGGCUAUUUCGUGCACUUAAAGGUGGUGAAGAUGCUCCUGAUAUCUGGGAAACUGCUGGAAAUGCUGCCAUCAAUAUUGGAGGUAUUAUUGUUCUUGUGGCAUUAUUCUUUUGGGAGAGCAAGAAAGAAGAGGAACAGCUUGCACAAAUAUCCAGGAAUGAAACUCUGUCAAGGUUGCCUUUGCGCCUUUCAACUAAUCGAAUUGUUGAACUUGUUCAGCUACGGGACACUGUUAGACCAGUUAUUUUAGCUGGGGAAAAAGGGACUGUUUCGGCAGCUAUUCAGAAGGCUGAAAGAUUCCGAACUGAGCUCCUUAAACGAGGUGUUCUUUUAGUUCCUGUAUUCUGGGGUGAAGAAAAAACACCACCAGUGGAGAAGAAAGGCUUUGGUGUCCCUGCCAAGGCAGCUGCAUCUCUUCCUUCUAUUGGGGAAGAUUUUGACAAACGAACCCAAUCUAUAGCUGCAAAGUCACGAUUGAAAGCGGAGGUGCGAUUUAAGGCUGAGAUUGUAUCACCUACAGAAUGGGAAAGGUGGAUACGUGAUCAACAAAAAUCUGAAGGAGUUACUCCUGGUGAGGAUGUGUACAUAAUAUUACGUUUAGAUGGCCGUGUUCGAAGAUCAGGAAAGGGUAUGCCUGACUGGCCGCAGAUUGUGAAGGAACUACCUCCAAUGGAUGCGUUGCUGAGCAAGCUAGAGAGAUGAAAGAGCCGCUCAAAUCAGAGAGGAAUAUUCUUGAUGCAUAAGGUGCCAAAAAAAUGCCUUUGUAACAUCGAUUUUAAUCUGGAUUCCGAAUAUUAACCA